Molecule: messenger RNA, 1523 nt
Organism: Acinonyx jubatus (cheetah)
Lineage: Eukaryota; Metazoa; Chordata; Mammalia; Carnivora; Felidae
Gene: SMIM42
Product: small integral membrane protein 42
Source: RefSeq, a predicted model, not a curated record
CUCUCUCUCUCUCUGUGUGUGUCUGCCUCUCCACAACUAGGAAGUUGAGAGGACUCUCUCAAAAUAAAUAAACUUAAAAGAAAAUCUCAGUGAAGAAAUCAACGAUAUAAAGGAGAACCAAAUAGAAAUUCCAGAACUGCAAAAUAUAAUUACCCAAGUAAAAAAACUCCAAGGAAGGGAGGACUCAACCUCAGAAUGGAGGGGGACAGAAGAAAGGAUCCAUGAACUUGAAGAUGUAACAGUACAAUUGAGCCAAGCUGAACAACAGGAAGUGGGAGGCCAGGCAUGAAGGGAGGCGUGCUCAGAGGACAGAGGUUUGCAGACUAGAACCUUCAGUUCAGACCCAGCCUCACCCUCAAGUGACAUCACAAAGCCUCAGACGCCCCCGCCCACCACCCAGAAGUUUUAUCAAUUAAGCCAUCAGCUCAGGACUAUAUUUGCACUGGAAGCUGUUGUCCAACCUGGCCAAGCACACUUCUCCUCUCCCUGUUCAGUUAUGUCCAAGAAAAAUGGCGCCAUGCAAGCAACAGGGUCAACAGACGUGUGACUGCAGCUCCUCACCCACUCUGAGGAUAUAACAAAGAGCCGCCUGGUUCUCCUGGUGCAUAGUCGUUGGGGGAGUCUGCUCAUACCACCUAGCUCAGCCCACUAGGAGAACCCUAUGUCUUCCUCACAACUCCCAGCCUUCCUGUGGGACAAGAGCACACUCACCACCGCCAUAUCUGACCCUGCUCGCCGUCUCUUCUUCUUUGCACUCCUGAUGACCCUAGUCACUCUACUCAUCCUGGUCUGGAAGGUAACCAAAGACCGAGGCAACAAGAACAGAGAGCCAGACCCGAGAAAGGAAGAUACUCUGCUGGCGUGAAGGUGGACGGUCACUGCCAAGGACUCCAUUGAGGGGAAGACUGGAGGCUCAGGAGGCAGCGCCAUCCUGGAGCCAGAACCUGAGGAGGAAGAGCUGCUUUGCGGGGGAGGUCCCCCGGGGAGGGGGGGUCCCCCAGGGCCUCCCCCCUCCUCCACCACCACUUAUGUAAUUCACACUCAUCUUGCUGUUCUCUGGCUCAUCCAGGCUGCCAGGUUUGAAUGUCUUCUCUCUGUGGAUCUUCUAGACUGAAAUUAUAAAUGGCUCUUGAUUUCUGCGUUAACCGAGGAAAAAACAAACAAACACGUGGAGAAUUAAAAAUUGAUUACAAAGCCCACAUCUUCCUUUCUAAAUUGGGCAUGUGUUGACUCUGGGAUAUUGAAAUUAUUGGGAGCUCACAGCAUCUCUGACUAUAUAAUGAAGCUAUACCAGAAGCUCGGUUCCAGAAGAUCCUUGAAAUAGAACAGCUCACCUACUCCAAAUUCUAGGUAAAAUGCUCCCUCCUCUUCACCUAAUUCUAAGAAUAAAAAGUAUUAUUGCUCUCAAAAAAUGACGGGAAGUACCAAAUACUUUUCUUUCUUCUCCCCCAUGCUCCAACUUUAUGGGCUGACAAGCUUUAAAAAUAUCAUUUUCUAAAAUAAUAAUUUCAUUUUUAAAAAUC